This is a messenger RNA of Cololabis saira (Pacific saury), 1959 nucleotides long. RefSeq names its product ankyrin repeat domain 54 (gene ankrd54). NCBI's taxonomy places the organism in Eukaryota, Metazoa, Chordata, Actinopteri, Beloniformes, Belonidae. The record is from RefSeq and is a predicted model, not a curated record. Bases 233 to 1174 code for a protein of 313 amino acids. Gene Ontology annotation, molecular function: protein binding. The transcript is spliced from 8 exons.
GAAAUGGAAAACAGGGGACAUUUUGGUGUUGUGAACUCUCUAGACAUGUCAAAAUACUCCGGGGAGAAACAAUGUGGCGGUUUUCUGGCUCGCUGACGGUUCGUGCAGUUCGUCCGGGCGACAAAUGAGGGUUGAGCCCCGGUUCCGCUGAAGGCUGUGUUAGUUCCAGGCUCGGCUGCAGCUGUGAAGAAAGAGAUUGUGUAAAAACCGCUUCCCCAUGUUGAGAUAAAACAUGGACGGGUGGAGCACGGCCGCCGCCUCGGACCAGGACCGCUCCAGCUCCGAGGGGGAGUACACCCUGGACCCGGGGACCGGAGGGGAGGCCCGGGCUGAGGCCGGGCGGGAGGACGGGGGCGGCGGCAGCGCCGCUGCGGUCGGGUUCGGCAUCAGCGGGAUCGGAGAGGGUAAAGUGGUUCUGGGCCGGGUCGGCCAGAGAGACGACAGCGAGCUGCGGUACCUGCACCUGCUGUGGGAGCCGGGGCGAUGCGAGUUCGGGGGGGACGCGGUGGGCAGCAGGCUGGGGAAGGUGACGGGCAGCCGGGCCAGGAGACACUUCCGAGCCGUGCGGAGCAUGGCCCCCAUGGGGAAAGAUGUGUACGCUGCAAAAAGACUGAGGGAAGCGGCCAAUAGCAACGACACUGACACAGUGCGAAAGCUCCUGGAAGAUGACAUAGACCCCUGUGCUGCAGAUGACAAGGGAAGGACAGCCCUUCAUUUCUCUUCCUGCAAUGGCAAUGAUGGCAUUGUGCAGUUGCUACUGAGCUACGGCGCUGACCCCAACCAGCGAGACAGUCUGGGGAAUACCCCUCUCCAUCUGGCGGCCUGUACCAACCAUGUGCCUGUAAUCACCACAUUGCUAAGGGGAGGCGCCCGUGUGGAUGCCCUAGACCGGGCGGGGAGGACCCCGCUGCAUCUAGCACGCUCCAAACUCAACAUUCUGCAAGAGGGAGACUCACGCAGCUUAGAGAUGCUGAGAGGUGAAGUCACGCAGAUUAUUCAGAUGCUGAGGGAGUAUCUGAACUUAAUGGGCCAGAGUGAAGCUAGAGAGAGGCUGGACCACAUUUCUACACAGCUGCAACACACACGCACCAAAGAGCAGGUGGAUGAAGUGACUGAUUUACUGGCAAGUUUCACAUCCCUGAGUCUACAGAAGCAGAAUUUUGGUGACAGGUAGAAGAUUAAUGCCACAAAAAGUGAACUCCCAGCUCCAUUUCAAGCAGGAAAAGCCUCUGUUUCUCCAGCCACAGCAAUUCAAGUAAAAUCUGAACCCUCAUACCACCGUUGUCUGCUCUUAACAUUUACCACUGCUGUAUUAGACAGAUUUACACUUUAUUAUUUCAAACAAGAUGAGACGGUUUAACAUCAGCUGAUAAAUGAUGGGUCACACACACCACCUUGUGAAUAAUGAAGGCGAAAGGAAUCGCUGAAACAUGUCAGGUACUUAAAAAAAAAAAACUAAAAAUGUUUUUGUCUGACAAAAAGAAUUAGAAAAUGAAGAUGAGAAUGGAUUGAAUAACCACAGCACUAAUCAAGUUCUGAUGCUAUUUUAUCUUGUUAAAGUUAUUAGACCACAAGUCUUAAAAACCAGUGCUGUUGGUGAAUAUGAGGAAAAAAGGAGUUUAAAAAAAAUCCCUUAAAGCCCAACUACACUGAUGAAAGGAAGCUGGGGGAACAUGACAUCCACCCAGAGAUACAGUGGGAACAUUCCUCUUCAUUGUGUGCGAGGACAUUUGAGUCAAAGAUGUUGUUUUGCCUGACAGUAAUUGACAAAUUAUGUGAUAAUUAUGCGACAAAGUGAUUUAAACAGUUUUACUUGACUUUUUUUGCUGUCAAAAUCCUAUUUGUAUUGUUGCUUUCUUUUUGGUAUUGCAUGACAUGUGUUUUCUUGUGAACUGUAUUUGAACAUAUGAAGGUUUGCUGUUGAAAAUGGAUCUGAACCAAUAAAUAUCUUUGACUAUA